Nicotiana tabacum (common tobacco) is the source of this 1044-nucleotide messenger RNA. The record is from RefSeq and is a predicted model, not a curated record. Lineage: Eukaryota; Viridiplantae; Streptophyta; Magnoliopsida; Solanales; Solanaceae.
AUGACUAUCCCAGGCCAAGAUUAUGAGGCAGUAACCGUUGAAAAGGCUGCAAAGCUAGAAUUGGAGAAGUGGUUGAUAGUUAAGGAGAGUGUAUUGAAACAAAAGUCAAGACUUCAGUGGCUUAAACUUGGGGAUUCUAAUACAGCAUAUUUCCGUGCUUACAUGAAAAAUAGGCAAGCAAGGAAUAAUAUUGGCAGAAUAACCAAUAGCACUGGGCAAAUCCUACAAAGUUCAACUGAAGUGGAGGAAGAAAUACUAAGCUUCUACAGGGGACUGCUUUGUACUACUGCAACUCAAUUGCCAGUAGUCAACCCAGAGAUGAUGCAGAAUGGAAAUACUUUAAAUAGGAGACAACAACUACAACAUAUAAAAUCAGUUACCAAAGAGGAAGUGAGGCAAUAUAUAAUGGACAUUGAUGACAACAAAGUAAUAGGGUGUGAUGGCUAUAACUUAUUCUUCUUUAAAAAGACAUGGCACACCUUGGGUGAGGAAGUUACUACAACAGUUAUAGAAUUCUUCGAAAAUGCUGAUAUGUGUAGACUGAUUACAAACAAUAUCAUCAUGAGCCAUGAGCUAGUUAAAGGCUAUGGGAGGAAAAACAUCUUCCCCAGAUGUAUGCUCAAAAUAGAUAUGCAGAAGGCCUACUUUGUGAAAUGGGUGUAUAUUGAACAAGUGAUGAAGCUAUUGGGCUUCCUUGAAGUGUUUGUGAAAUGGAUAAUGGCCUGUAUUAGAAUUGGGUCAUACUCUGUGCUAAUCAAUGGGACGGUAUUCACGAGGCUAGUGGAGCCAGCUUAUACAGCAGUGAGGAACGAGUUUAGGAGGAGAAUGGCAAGGAAAAAGGCAGUGACAAGCCUUGGCGGAUUCGACACUUGCUACACAGUCCCCAUUACAAUUCCAACAAUAACGCUGAUGUUUGCGGGCAUGGAAAUAUGCUGCCGCAAAGACAACUUCUUGAUCCGUAGUAGUUCAAGCAGUACCACUUGCCUCGCUAUGGCUGCUUCCCCUGCUAACCCGGUCAAUUCCGUCCUCAACGUCAUAACAUAA